UCCAGUUCGUGAAGAUUACUGUUUGACAAAAUGCCACCAAAGGCAAGCGGCAAAGCUGUGAAGAAGGCUGGUAAAGCCCAGAAGAAUAUUACCAAAUCCGAUAAGAAGAAGAAGCGUAAGAGGAAGGAGAGCUAUGCCAUCUACAUCUACAAGGUCUUGAAACAAGUUCAUCCGGACACUGGAGUUUCAAGCAAGGCCAUGAGCAUCAUGAACUCAUUCGUUAACGACAUUUUCGAACGAAUUGCCGCUGAAGCAUCAAGAUUGGCUCACUACAACAAGAGAUCAACUAUUACUUCUCGGGAAAUUCAGACAGCUGUUCGUCUCCUCCUCCCCGGAGAGUUAGCUAAACACGCUGUGUCUGAAGGAACCAAGGCAGUGACCAAAUAUACAAGUUCUAAGUAAUUUACAAUUACUUUCCAAUCAUCGGCCCUUUUCAGG
Messenger RNA from Fopius arisanus, 438 nucleotides. RefSeq names its product histone H2B. Gene Ontology annotation, molecular function: DNA binding; structural constituent of chromatin; protein heterodimerization activity. The transcript has a single exon. Lineage: Eukaryota; Metazoa; Arthropoda; Insecta; Hymenoptera; Braconidae. Bases 31 to 402 code for a protein of 123 amino acids. Gene Ontology annotation, cellular component: nucleosome. The record is from RefSeq and is a predicted model, not a curated record.